AUGUCAAUGAUAUGUUUUCAACAAAUAAAAAGGUACUUACAUAUUUCAGAUAUUAAUUCUGAAAAACUUCAUUGGUUUGAUAAGGUUGAACCUCUUAUAUCACAUGUUCAAAAUAUUAGCAAACAAAUGUAUGUACCAGGUUCGAAUAUAUCGAUUGAUGAAAUGAUAGUACGGUUUUCAGGGUAUAGUAAACACACAUUUAGGAUGAAAAAUAAACCUAUAUCUGAAGGUUACAAGAUAAUAUCAUUAUGUGAAAAAGGCUAUACUUACAUAUUUGUACUGGAAUCACAUGUUGAAAAUAAUAAUGAAAUUCCAAGUAUUUUUGGUCUUAGCAAAGGAUUUCUAGUUUUAUAUCUUGUUAUGCAAUUAUCUAAUAGUCAGGCAUAUAAUAUUUAUAUGGACAAUUAUUUUGCAAAAUUAAAAGUUGAAAAAUCUAUACGUUUGAAUUGGGAUAAUUUAGCUGGAGUAGUAGUAAAUAAUGUUUUAGUAAUUUUUUGGAUGGAUAAUAGUCCUGUCCAUAUGCUCUCAACAAUUCAUGGUAUCAAAGGUAAUGAGUGGAAAGUUUUAAGUUCAAGACGAUGGCCACAAGAAACAAGCUCAAAUGCAAAUAAUGUACGAAAAGUUUUUGGUGAUGAAAUCCGAAAAGAAAUUUUAAUUCCAAAAGCUAUUUAUGACUAUAAUCAUUUUAUAAAUGGAGUUGAUAUUGCUGACCAAUAUCGAUCUUAUUACAAUUGUCAGCUUACUGCUUCACAUACCUGGAUGUCAUUACUAUUUUGGCUAAUAGAUACAGCUAUAGUAAAGUCAUACAUUAUUUUUUGGAAAAAUG
Molecule: messenger RNA, 826 nt
Organism: Dentiscutata erythropus
Lineage: Eukaryota; Fungi; Glomeromycota; Glomeromycetes; Diversisporales; Gigasporaceae
Source: the annotation of a GenBank genome assembly